This is a messenger RNA of Trichoderma citrinoviride, 330 nucleotides long. RefSeq lists its product as hypothetical. The transcript is spliced from 2 exons. The record is from RefSeq and is a predicted model, not a curated record. The coding region runs from base 1 to 330 and encodes 109 amino acids. NCBI's taxonomy places the organism in Eukaryota, Fungi, Ascomycota, Sordariomycetes, Hypocreales, Hypocreaceae.
AUGGCAACUAUAUUCAAGCUCAUAUUCUACGUCCCACAGUCCCAUAUCGAGGUCUGCAAAGCUGCCAUCUUUGCAGCGGGAGCGGGUCGCUACCCCAACAGCUCAUAUACAGAAUGCUGCUGGACAGCCUUGGGCACCGGCCAGUUUCGCCCGGUGAGCGGAGCGAACCCGCACAUCGGAGAGGUCGAUAAGCUGGAGACGGUGCCUGAAGUACGAGUUGAGGCGCCCUGUGUGGGACAGGAAGUGACGAAGAAGGCUGUUGAGGCGUUGAAGAAGGCUCAUCCUUAUGAAGAGCCGGCAUAUGAGGUGUACAGGCUGGAAGACUUUUAG